Durusdinium trenchii is the source of this 1284-nucleotide messenger RNA. The record is from the annotation of a GenBank genome assembly. Lineage: Eukaryota; Dinophyceae; Suessiales; Symbiodiniaceae.
AUGCUUUGUGGCAUAGCUCCGGUUGCAUGCAGCACAAGGACGCCUUCUCAAGGCGCCUGCGUAGGGAAGCUAAGGUGGGUGCCCAGGCCAAGCAGCCCUUGCCUUUUUCCCUGGAGAGGUGCAAGCGCAAGCAGCCUUGCAGUAGUCCUGGCAGUGUCACUUUUAGUGGCCAAAGAAUGCAGAGGAGGCAGCAGGCGCUUGAAAAUGGCAAUGGCAAGCUUCGGCGGGGAGCUGGAAGCAGAGGUUAAGGCUGCAGCUGAUGUUGUGCAGAAAGCUCUCCUGUUGGUGCAAGCAUUGGCGUGUGAUAUGGACGUAGCUCCACCUUCAUUGGGAAAGGAGAUGGAAGGCUGUGAUGUGACGGCUGGCAUGGCUGGCAUCGUUGAAAUCAAGCCAGGUGACUCCACUCCAGUGACUGCCGCAGAUUAUGCAAUCCAGGGCCUGGUGGCAGCUGCUUUGAAGCAACAGUUUCCAGCCGAUCGCUUCAUGGGUGAAGAGGAUUCAAAAGAGCUUCGGGAAAAACCCGAGCUUUGCAACCUGGCUUUGGACCUUUGCUCAAGGUUUGGUGGUCACGUUAGCAAGGAGGAGUUCUUGACCAGUGUCGAUUCUGGCCUGGAGCCGGACAAUGGCCAGCAGCGUGUGUGGGUCCUUGAUCCAAUCGAUGGCACCAAAGGCUUCGUGACGGGCCAGGGCUAUGUGAUUGGCUUAUCUCUAUCGGUGGCUGGGAAGCCAUUGCUUGGAGUCAUGGGCAAUCCGAAUGCCGUGUCCACACCUCCCAUCAUGCUUGCAGUGGCAGGCCAUGGCCUAUCCUGGUGGGCCAGCAGCGGUGGUCCAGUGGAGUUUGAACCCAGCAAGCCAGAUUGGGCCAGUCGAGGCUUCACGCUGCCGACUUCAGUCCCUGAACCCAAAGAAGGUGUGGACUACCCUCCAUGGCUGCUGUCACCUCAAAGCACCCGCGAUGAAUGUAGGCCCUUUGGCUCGAUGGCUUGGGCAUCUGAGCUGUGCUGCGGCUCCAUGGUCAAGUAUUUUGCCGUGGCAGCUGGCAGCCACAGUGGCUAUGUCCAGUACGAGGAGAAUUUGAAGACUUGGGAUCAUGCCUGCGGAGUGCUUUGUGUCCAAGAAUCUGGUGGCUCAGCCACAGUCACCGAUUCGAUUUCAAAGCAAGUGGAGUUUCCUGGCCGACGCUUCCGCGUGCGUGGGGGCAUUGUGUCGUGCUCCCGGUGGGCCACUGAAGAGAUGAGGGAGCUGUUCUUGAAGGCUGCCGCUGGCAACGACACAGGGCCCUGA